GAAAGUGUUGGACAAGCAGGAAUCAGUAUGAUCUUGGUGUCAAUGUCAAUGUUGGUGUCAGUGUGAGCGUUUGGUGGACGUUAUGGUAUGGAGUUACUCUAGUUGUCGCAGCUUCAAGAUAUCCGUGACCGUGGCGUGGCCAUGACCCUUGUGGUGCAGGGCAGCGACCCAGCGAUACGUCAAUCGUGGUCUAAAGGUUGGCAUGGGCAUGACAAAGAGCAGAGGCCAGUCUUGCCAGUGCCACCCGCACUGUACUUGAGGGCACCGCACUUGAGAGGGCAUAAAGCGGCUUGUGCUUUGCGGGCAGCCAUGGCCAUUGCCUCGGCUACCACUUGUGCCACUACCGUCAAUAACCCCCCAAACAAUCACUUUCAUUCACAGAAUUUAACAUAAAAAGACCAAUUUAUUUAGCUAUGUAAUUCAUGCGAAUCUAAUAACUUAGAUUCAUGUACAUAAAUGCAAAUAUUAAACCUUCAGAGACUUGUCUCUCUAGAACAUAGCAGAUGCUUCUGGAAUCUCGCCGCCUUGAGCCAAGCCACCACACAGUCAACCGACACCCCUGUCACCCUCCACCCUCCACCCUCCGGGCCGGGUCUUCUAUCAGUUUCUAAGCUAGCACAACGACUUUUUCCCCUUCAAAGUUUUUUGAGCUCCAGACUCUUCUCUCCAUUCCACCUCAUCUCAUAAACAACCACCCCACCUCCUCCUGCGACCGAUCUCUUUCAUCUCAAGGCGCCUUUCUCUCACAGUAAUCCCCUGGUAGUUGCAUUCGCAUUCGCGGCUUCCGACAUGUUGUCCUCAAGAUUCGCCAGAACUGUAAGUUAAUGGUCAUCGUCAUGUCGUGUUUUUGAUACCUGGACUAAUUUGUCACCUCUAGCUUCCAAGAGUCUCUGCAACGACCACACGAUCAUCAAUUCGCACACCCUCGCCUUUCGUAUCAUCGUUUGUACGAUACAAUUCAGAUGACAAUAAGGUCAAGGGGCCCGUCAUUGGUAUUGACCUGGGUAUGACAUCGCCACUAGCCACCCACGAGAAGUCGCAUACUAACAUCACCAGGUACCACCAACUCAGCAGUAGCCAUUAUGGAAGGACCAACGCCCAAGAUUAUCGAGAACUCGGAAGGUAUGUGGCAAUGAAAUUUGAUCGUUGGAAUCUGUCUCUAAAUAUGACCAGGUGCCCGAACAACACCAUCCGUAGUAGCAUUCUCCGCAGACGGAGUAGAGCGACUAGUUGGUGUCUCAGCAAAGCGUCAAGCUGUGGUCAACCCAGAAAACACUCUCUUUGCCACCAAGCGACUGAUUGGACGAAAAUUUGUUGAUGUUGAGGUCCAGCGCGAUAUCAAGGAGGUCCCAUACAAGAUCGUUCAGCACACCAAUGGUGAUGCUUGGGUUGAGGCAAGAGGCGAAAAAUACUCCCCUUCACACAUCGGUGGUCUCAUCCUGCAGAAGAUGAAGGAGACCGCUGAGUCCUACCUCACAAAGCCAAUCCAAAAUGCUGUUGUCACAGUUCCAGCGUACUUCAACGAUUCCCAACGUCAAGCCACCAAGGAUGCUGGUCAAAUCGCUGGUCUUAAUGUUCUGAGAGUGGUUAACGAGCCAACCGCAGCUGCCCUUGCGUACGGUCUUGAGAAGGAUGAGGACAAGAUUAUUGCAGUCUACGACUUGGGUGGAGGAACCUUCGAUAUCUCCGUUCUGGAGAUUCAAAAGGGUGUUUUUGAGGUCAAGUCCACCAACGGAGAUACUCAUUUGGGAGGAGAGGACUUUGAUAUUCACCUAGUCCGUCACUUGGUCCAACAAUUCAAGAAGGACUCUGGCAUUGAUCUUUCCAACGAUCGCAUGGCUAUCCAGAGAAUUCGCGAGGCUGCUGAGAAGGCUAAGAUUGAGUUGUCAUCUUCCCUGCAAACUGAUAUCAACCUUCCGUUCAUCACCGCCGACUCUUCCGGACCUAAGCACAUCAACUCCAAGCUUUCCCGAGCCCAACUUGAAAAGCUUGUUGACCCUCUCAUCACCCGAACCAUUGAGCCUGUCCGCAAGGCCUUGAAGGACGCCAAUCUCACCGCAAAGGAGAUCCAGGAGGUUAUCUUGGUCGGAGGUAUGACCCGUAUGCCAAAGGUCGGCGAGUCCGUCAAGAGCAUCUUUGGUCGUGACCCAGCCAAGUCUGUUAACCCAGAUGAGGCUGUCGCUAUGGGCGCUGCUAUCCAAGGAGGUGUCCUUGCCGGUAACGUCACCGAUGUCCUUUUGUUGGAUGUUACACCACUUUCCCUUGGUAUCGAGACCCUUGGUGGGGUUUUCACUCGUCUGAUUGCGCGGAAUACCACCAUUCCUACCAAGAAGUCCCAAGUUUUCUCCACAGCUGCCGACUACCAGAGCGCUGUCGAGAUCAAGGUUUACCAGGGUGAGCGUGAGCUUGUCCGUGAUAACAAGAUGCUCGGCAACUUCCAACUUACCGGUAUCCCACCUGCGCACCGAGGUGUUCCUCAAAUCGAGGUUACCUUCGAUAUCGAUGCUGACGCCAUUGUCCAUGUUCACGCCAAGGACAAGUCCACCAACAAGGACCAAUCUAUCACCCUUGCAUCUGGAUCUGGACUGUCUGACCAAGAGAUUCAGAGCAUGGUUGACGAUUCGGAACGAUAUGCUGAAUCUGACAAGGAGAGAAAAGCAGCGAUUGAGGCCGCCAACAAGACUGACAGCGUUUUGAACGAUACCGAGAAGGCUCUUAAAGAGCACGCCGACAAGAUCGACAAGGCCGAGGCUGACUCUCUCCACGAGAAGAUUGCUGCUCUCCGCGAGAUUGUCACCAAGAGCCAGUCUACCGAGGGAAGCGUCAGCGCUGCAGAGCUCAAGGAGAAGACCGAUGCACUCCAGGUUGCCAGCUUGACCCUCUUCGACAAGAUGCACAAGGCUCGCACCGACGCCUCUUCCGAAGCUCCAAAUGCUGGUGAGGCUAACCCAUCAGAGGGCGAGGCCAAGGACGGCGAGAAGAAGCCAUAG
Molecule: messenger RNA, 2990 nt
Organism: Hymenoscyphus albidus
Lineage: Eukaryota; Fungi; Ascomycota; Leotiomycetes; Helotiales; Helotiaceae
Source: the annotation of a GenBank genome assembly